Messenger RNA from Thermothielavioides terrestris NRRL 8126, 735 nucleotides. RefSeq lists its product as uncharacterized. Lineage: Eukaryota; Fungi; Ascomycota; Sordariomycetes; Sordariales; Chaetomiaceae. The coding region runs from base 262 to 519 and encodes 85 amino acids. The record is from RefSeq and is a predicted model, not a curated record. The transcript is spliced from 3 exons.
UUACGGAAUAGCUCCCAUCCGCGGAAGUCAUCCGAAAUCAGAUCAGCACAGAUAGCGCGCCCGUGGAUACACUAACUAGUGUAGCUCAGGUGUUUUGCUUAAUUUCCCACUCCAGCCCUUCCACUUCAGAACCGAGUGUUCUUUCUCCUCUCCUCCUCUCUUUCUCUCCUCAACCAGCAAUCUCUCUCACAAUCCCCAAUCCCAGCGCAAUCACAGUUACCUGACUUGCCACCCUUGCAACGUUGAAAGCAAGCAAUCAAGAUGUCUGACCGCGGAUACACCUACAAGAGCUCGGGCAUCAACACCCACGGCAAUCACUACUGUGCCCGCGACUACGGCAACAACUCCAACUCGUACCACUACUCCAACCGCGACGGUUCCUACUACUACUCCAACCCUAACGGCAGCACCUACUACAACAACGGCCAGGGCGGCUCGACGUACACGUCGCCCAGCGGCGCCAAGUACUCGUCCGGCUAUGGCUCGUCGUCCGGGGGCUCGCGCGGCUCGAGCAAGUAAAUCUGUCUGGGAGGCGUCGGAGCGCAUGGGAUGUUCUAGGCCGUCUUCACGUGCAUGUUACAGAGUGACAGGCAUGGGGGGUACCUGGAUCUAAGCGUCCGGACUAGGCCGGUGGGAUCGGAAGGGUAGCCGAAUUUGAGCGGAGUCAUUUCCAGCAGAAUCGUUGCCUGCCGAGCGCAAAGUGACAAACUAAAUCGUACACGCUGACUGCAUCAU